GAGAGAAGCUGCAGAUUUGAGCAAGUGCUUAUGAAUUAGAUAUCUAAUAUCAGAUUUAAAAAUACACCUCACUAUGACAUCUGUAACUCUCAAUAAUGGAGCUAAGAUGCCCAUUGUUGGACUGGGAACAUGGAGGUCUCCUCCAGGUGAAGUCACAGAGGCGGUGAAAUCUGCCAUCCUGUCCGGCUACCGGCACAUCGACGGAGCCCACGUCUAUGAAAACGAGAAUGAAGUUGGGGACGGCAUCUGUGCCAUGAUUAACCAAGGAGUGGUGAAGAGAAAGGACCUUUUCAUAGUCAGCAAGCUGUGGUGCACUUUCCACGAGAAACACUUGGUCCGAGGAGCCUGUGAAAAAACCCUGAGUGAUCUUAAGCUGGACUAUGUUGAUCUCUACCUCAUGCACUUUCCCAUGGGCACUAAGCCUGGAAAGGAUCUUUUCCCACUGGAUAAGGAUGGCCAUGUGAUUCCAGACAACAGCAACUUUCUCGAAACAUGGGAGGCAAUGGAGGAGUUGGUGGACGCUGGGUUGGUUAAAGCCAUCGGCAUCUCAAACUUUAACCGGGAUCAGAUUGAGGCAAUCCUGAAUAAACCAGGGCUCAAAUACAAACCUGCCAACAAUCAGAUUGAGUGUCAUCCAUAUCUGACCCAGGAGAAGCUUAUAAACUACUGUCAGUCCAAAGGCAUAACAGUCACGGCGUACAGUCCUCUGGGUUCACCAAACAGACCAUGGGCACAGGCAGAUGAGCCUUCACUACUGGAGGACCCAAAGAUCAAGGCCAUUGCAGAUAAGCAUGGUAAAACCACAGCUCAGGUCUUAAUCCACUUUCACAUUCAGAGGAAUGUUGUGGUCAUUCCCAAAUCUGUAACUCCCUCUCGAAUCAAGGAGAAUUUUGAGGUCUUUGAUUUCGAGUUAAGUAAAGAAGAGAUGAACACCAUAUUGAGUUUUAACAGGAAUUUUAGGGCUUUCGGGCUGGAAUGGGCUUCAAAACAUAAAGAUUUUCCACUGAAUGCUGAAUACUAAGGCCGUUUGCUCCGGAAGCCCAUUUCUGCCAUAGGAUAUACAGGAUGUAGGACAAAGGCACUUGGGAGUUUUCAAUGUCACAUGUAUUAUUUUAUGGCAAAUCUUUAAUUUAGAGUAAAGGUAUACGCUCUAAAU
Molecule: messenger RNA, 1156 nt
Organism: Danio rerio (zebrafish)
Lineage: Eukaryota; Metazoa; Chordata; Actinopteri; Cypriniformes; Danionidae
Gene: akr1b1.1
Product: aldo-keto reductase family 1, member B1 (aldose reductase), tandem duplicate 1
Cellular component (GO): cytoplasm
Molecular function (GO): aldose reductase (NADPH) activity; oxidoreductase activity
Source: RefSeq, marked provisional